AUGACUGGACCGCUAGCGACCAACGUUCAGUUUUGUUCACAUGACAGUUACAACAAAGACGGUUCAUGUGUAUGUGAUGUUGACUACACGGGUAACUUUUGUUUGAAUCGAAAAUGUCGAAGCUUUGGAUUCGAUGGAUACCUGCCAAAGAAUCCGGUAAAAGUGGAUCGUUGUAUUUGCCCACCAGGAUUUCUAGGAAGAAAUUGUGAACCAGUGUCCUGUGUGUCCGGAAAGAGCCAAGUUUACUCAAGUUUGAAAACUGAAAAAACCAUUUCUCUACUUGCUUCAUACAACGUAAAAUUGCAAAAAAUCUGGGAAAAUGGAGAUAUCGGACAAUUGAUUUGCAACGAAACUGACUACGCAAGAAACUUCAAUUACAAUUAUGAGAAUGCCACUCUUUACACAAAAAACGAAAAUAGUUUAUCUUGUGUCGCCAAGCUCAACCAAUACUUAACUGCUGACAGUUGUACAGACGAUGAUGAGAAACCAAUUGCUUGCAUUCCAUUGGAUAUCAACAAUUUGAACUCAAUUGUUCAAUAUUCACCUCCAAAUUCAAUUGUUUUCGUGGUUACCAAUAUGGCUGUCAGUUCUAUAACCGGCGAUAUUGUUGAAGAUAUCAUUGCUACUUCGAUUGCCCGCAGAAUUCAGAUCAAUGUUCUUGUCUACAACAACACCGGAUUCCAGGCUGAUGACCCGAGUCUGGCAACUCUGAGUAACAUUGCAGCUGCUACUCUCGGUCAAUAUAUCUUGCCAAGUAUCGAAAAUGGCAAUGAGCAAUAUGCAAUUGUAAAUGCUCUUUUGGAAAAUUGGGAUCAAGGCUAUCAACCGACCAAAGUUUUCACAGGUGGAAUCAAAACCUUACCUGUUGAUACUUCAAAAGAUAUCUACGUGGCAGCUCAGUUGAGCUAUGGACAAAACGCUGUUUUCAGUGUGGAUUUACCGCCAACUGUUGUUGACUGCCGGAUCGUCCACCCACAGCUUUCAGCGUCUAACCAGACCUCUGACACGCCGAUUAUUGUUUAUACCACCGGAGAUCUCGUCGCUUAUUCUGCUUUCACAAGUGAUGAAAACAGAACUGCAGAUGUUGUUGAUAGUGCAUUCAGUGUUUCUGUCAAUCAAACAUCUUACUCGAUGGUGGUGAAGCUGGAAUCUGAAAACGCUCCAGUAGACUACGAAGCAGGUUACAGAACAAUCGGCAACCCGAGCUCAAUUUCUCUUGACACAACAUUCCAUAAUCGAGCCUUCUGUCAGUUUAAUUUCAUCGUCAAAGCCAAUUGUAAGUCUGUCGGCGCAUCUGUUGUUACUAUGAUCACCGCGAACAAUCGAAAUUCGGUCUCCUUCCCCGUCUAUUGUGCUAGUUUCAGCUAUGCCAAAAAAAUCUACAACAAUUUUGCUGCUGAAACACAAAAUAUGAGACAAUUAGAGUUCGAGCAGUCUUUUUCAAAAGACUUUGCCUGUGGUUCUGACAUUGCUCCCGAGAAAACAGGAGAACGCAGUUUCAUUAUUGUCGCUGAGAAUAGCAAUGACACUAAUGUAACCAAAUCUUCUGUUGAUAACUUGUUCCGCAACAAAAACAGUUUCUUCUAUCAGCUCAUUGACCCACUAACGUUAGUUCCGUCGUCCCGAUACUCCAAUUUCCUAGCCGUACUGACAAAUGGAGAAACCUAUCAAAUCAAACAGCAUACUGAUUACGGAAAGUUCAUGACAAAAGUUCUGAGUUAUACUAACACUUCAUCAUCUGGCGCAGAUGUUUCUGUGCCAAUAUCUGUGAAAGACAUGUUAGUUGACGCCAUCGAAAACGGUUCACUAUACUCAGAUAUUCUGUUUGUUGUUAACUUUAAUGUGAGAAUGAGUGCUGAUGAUUCUCUUGCAAUUAAAACUGCAUUAGGAACAAAGAGAUCUAAGUUGUUUGUUCUAUUUGUGCAAAGUUACACGCAAUAUGGAUCCGAUGUUUAUCAAUACAUGAACGACUUGGCAAUUGCCAGUGGUGGUAUUGCUGUCCGACUAGAUAACUAUGAUGAAUUGCAUACGUUCUUCACGUUAUAUUUCCCCACACUUAUUGCCAAUGAUAUUGUUGCAAAAGCAUACUCAAGUGAUACAAAACCUGGAAUUGCUCUGAACAACGUUUAUUUGCAAGAGCAAAAAUAUUAUCUUCUGUUGACAAACGAAGAUUCAAGUGAAGAUGGACCAGUUAAUGGUGAGCAGAUAAUUGUCUAA
Caenorhabditis briggsae is the source of this 2217-nucleotide messenger RNA. The coding region runs from base 1 to 2217 and encodes 738 amino acids. The record is from RefSeq and is a predicted model, not a curated record. NCBI's taxonomy places the organism in Eukaryota, Metazoa, Nematoda, Chromadorea, Rhabditida, Rhabditidae. The transcript has 18 exons.